Molecule: messenger RNA, 2384 nt
Organism: Annulohypoxylon maeteangense
Lineage: Eukaryota; Fungi; Ascomycota; Sordariomycetes; Xylariales; Hypoxylaceae
Product: MFS general substrate transporter
Exons: 6
Coding region: 336-1880 (514 amino acids)
Biological process (GO): transmembrane transport
Cellular component (GO): membrane
Molecular function (GO): transmembrane transporter activity
Source: RefSeq, a predicted model, not a curated record
CUUAAUAUUAUUUAGUCUUUAUUAUGAAUUUUAUAAUAUGAAUUUUUUUUAAUAUGUAAAUCGAAAGUAUUUCAACGAUCCUACCAUGCCAUAUGUUCUUACACAAACGAUGGCCCAGAUAGGCCUAGAACAGCCCUACAAGCGAUGAGGCGAUAGCGAACGUGGGGGUCUACAACAACAUCUUAAUUGACGAUCGUCCGUCGUCUUGGCCUUCCCGUUACCGUACUAGUGCAAGCGAAGACAUUUUGGAAUAGAGACUAAAUUCCUGGCCCAUUUUUUAUAUUUCUCACGCAUCCUUCUUGUUACUGUUAGAAAAGACUCUGUACCUUACGAUUAUGGAGAUGGGAAUUGAGCCUCAAGAGGCGAACGCCGAUGAAGCAGUACAGCCCAACAAUGCAGAGGUCGUUGGCGAUAAGGACGUCGCUAUCGCGAUGGUGGGGGAAGAACGACAUGUCGUAGAUCCGGUUGUAGUCCGGCGUGCUGUUCGCAAGAUCGACUGGUUCCUGAUUCCCGCUAUGACUGUUGGCUAUGGUCUUGUAUAUUACGAUAAGGCAAUCUUAGGAUCUGCAGCGCUCUUCGGCAUGACGGCCGAUUUGAAGCUCAGCGUCCCGGACCCGCGGCACCCCACUACCGUUGACACAUCCCGGCUCAGUUGGGCGACAUCCAUCUUUUACUUCGGCAUGCUAGGCGGACUGUAUCCUAUGUCAUAUGCGCUCCAACGAUUCGAGAUGGGGAGAGUUCUUGGUGGUGUCGUCGUGCUCUGGUCUUUAAUAUGCAUGCUCACGGCUGCAGUCACGUCGCACCAGGGGUUAUAUGCACAACGUUUCUUUUUAGGUUUCGUAGAAAGUGUCAUCCCAACGGGGUUCAUGUGUAUUAUCAGUGGAUACUAUACACAGCAAGAGCAAUCCUUACGACAGAGCUGGUGGUUCUCCUCGACCGGAAUCUGGACGAUUAUAGGCGGUGCUCUCAACUACGGGUUCGCCCAGAUCACGGGCGGUGGUCUACGUCGGUGGCAGUACAUAUACCUCCUGACCGGGUGUCUGACGUUCAUCUUCGGUUUGUUCUGCUUUGCUAUGCCAAGUUCGCCUGUAUCUGCGUGGUUCUUAACAAAAGAUGAGAAGUUCGCGGCGGUGGAGAGGUUGCGAUAUGGCCAGAGCGGAGUGCGCUGCACAAAGUUCAAAUGGUCGCAGCUCGGAGAAGCUGUACUUGAUGUCAAGAUCUGGUUAAUCGCCAGUAUGAUGGCCUCUGCUUAUACCGUUAAUGGUGCCGUGUCUGGAUUCGGUCCACUGAUCGUGUCGACCUUCGGUUGGAGUACUUUAGAGUCUAUCGUCUUCCAAUUUCCAUUGGGAGGCUUGUGUCUGAUUACCAUUCUACUCACUGGGUGGCUUGGGUCGCGCUACCCUAACGUUCGAAUCUUCAUGUUAAUCAUAUGCUGCCUUCCUGUCAUUGCGGGAUGCGCCAUUAUCUGGAGGAGCGAGUGGUCAUACCACGCUGCAGCCCCUGUGGUGGGUUACACGCUCACAGGAACCUUCGGCGGGGUAGUCAGUCUGAUCAUCACACUUGGAAUGUCCAACGUCGCUGGGCAUACCAAAAAAAGCUUUACAUCGGCGACUAUUUUCGUAGCGUAUUGUGUUGGAAACAUUAUCGGCCCCCAAUUGAUCAAGAGUCAGACCAAGUCCUCCCAUUAUCCUGAAUUGUGGCUUGGUCUCAUCAUAUGCUACUGCAUCACCAUUUUAGCAUCCAUAACCCUCUUUAUUGUUCUACGAUACGAGAAUCGCAAGAAGGAAUCCAUGAUGGUGGAAGAUGAAACCGAACGAGCCAAACUUGCUUUUCAGGACCUGACAGAUAAAGAAAACCCGUAUUUUAGAUAUGUCAUGUAGACUCCGAUUUCGAGAUACCCAAUAAAUGAUGCCGACCCCGUGGUAUUACCUUCAACUCCUUUACUAUUACUUAUUGCCAAUCACACUACCAUUAGUUCAUAGAGAUAUGUUCCGUGGGCCAUCUACUCUACUCGCUGACCUCCGGUAUCGACUUCGAACGACUUCGGAAUAUGCUUUUGAAACGCCCGGAAAUCUUAGAGGAUUUCGAAUCGGCACUGUCUACUGAGCCUAGACUCAUUAGACUGCUUCUGCGGCGUUCUACAGCUUCGCUUGCAGAUAUCGCAUCGUGAACAACUGCAUCUUCCCAUGUUCGGAUGUUUCCAGCUCCUCCGAUUCCAAACGACCUAGGACGUUCCUUAACCAUGGCUGGUUUAGAAACCAUGUUGUAGGGUUCUGGGUUCGGUAAUUUCCGGUCAAGUGACCUCUAUGAUAGAGGAAUCUACAUGUGGGGUUGAUGAGUUGAAUUCUCGCGGAGGGAACGGCAUUAUAAACGAAUAAUCGUAG